AGUAAAUCCUCUCCUGAUUCGGCACGGUAUGGCUCGUCGGUGCGCGGCGGGUGAAUAUUCCGGGUCGUGGGUGGAGUAGCAGAUCUAGGAGGUGUGAUUGGCUCAAUGCAGUUCCAACGUUCGCGUGCCAAUUAAGUCUCUAAAUGCAGGUCUUGACCACCUGUGGUAGAGCUACCCAAAAAAUUGGUUCGACGACGAAAAAAACGACCUGUACGAGCCCACGAGACGACGACUCAGCCUGCUGGCCUCCUCUCGACGCGCCAUGAUCUCCUGGUACCCCUCUCCAUGACAAUCCUCUCCAAUCUCCAAUCCCCACAUUCCGUCCACAUAUCGUCGUGAGCGAAGAUGCAGAAGAUCCUCCGCCGUGUGGCUACCGCUGAGCGGGUGGCCGCCAAGCGCAAGAAGGCCAAGAAGGCCAAAGUCUGGAAUCGAAAUGAAAAGGAUGCAAAGGCCCAAACUCUCCAACAUGUGAGGAGAGCUUUAGGUGAGAUUCAAGAGGGGAAGCAGAUGGUUCGAGAUGACUGGGCUAUGGGCCCCAUAGCGCCGCGUGCCGAUGUUGGCGAUUUCCAGGGCGCUUUUGGGUCUGUCAGCGAGGUCCGGUACACUGGUACUCGUUUUUUCUCUCUCGCCGUACGCAAUGCCCGCUGUCAAUGGGCCGGUGGCGCUUACCAGCUCUGCCUGGCCAAGGGAGACCGAGUCGUUUUGCUAGACGGCCCCGACAAGGGGCGUAUAGGCACGAUAAGUGAGAUCAACGAGGACACUGCGGAGGUCACAGUCCAAGAUCUGAAUAAGAGCAAUAUUGUAUUAAAUGAACAUCUUCAAAAAGACGGCAUGAUAGCCGCGAAUAUCGAGCUUCCAUUACCCGUCUCUGCCGUGCGGCUCGUCCACCCUAUAACCGACCCCUCAACCGGCAAAACCAACGAUGUAAUCAUCAACCGAUUACUGCCUAGCAACCUAGUAACAGACCGAUUAACCGGCAGGCGGCGCUGGGACCGCGUGGUUCCCGGCCUCAACAUCUCGAUCCCGUGGCCGCCCAAGGAAGAGCCCAACCACCCCGUCAACACGGCCGACACCGUGCGCAUUGACGUCGAGCAGAAGACCUUCGUCCCCACGCUCCUCCGGCCCCCGAUGCCCGAGACCGUCAUCGACGAGCUGCGCAACAAGUACAGCCGCUUCCGCACGCGGCACGAACCCGAGUACAUUGCGCGCCUCGAGCUCGAGGAGCAGAAGAAGAAGGACCGCGCCAAGCUCAUGGAGAGCAUGCGCACGCCGCUGCAGGAGUUCCACCGCGCCGAGCGCGACAAGAAGAAGAAGAAGGGCAAGCCGCGUCUCACCGUGGAGAUGCUCGAGAAGAUCGGCGAGGUCAUUGCCAAGAACCGCGAGAGGUCGCUCAAUGCCGCCGGCGUCUCGGACGCCCUGCCGCCCUCCUCCGGCAUCUCAUCAGACGUGCCGCCUCCUACAAGUCCGAAUGCAGAUCCAUCUCCUCCGCCGCCGUCAACAUAGGAGCUUUUCUGGUAGCUGAUAGGGGUGGUUGGCUGGCCCGGGAUCAGGCCAAUUGUAGACUAAUCGUAUUCACGAUACAUAAAACAUGUGAUCACGCAUCCCCUUGUUUAAACCAAGAUCUGUAUCAUACAUGUAUAUACCAUCCCGUCUUUUGCGGGCAUCAAUCUAGCCACACGCAUGAAGGGUGAAUCAACAAAAAUUCAAAUAUCGUAAAUAUUCGAAA
This is a messenger RNA of Xylaria bambusicola, 1726 nucleotides long. RefSeq lists its product as uncharacterized. The record is from RefSeq and is a predicted model, not a curated record. The transcript has 2 exons. NCBI's taxonomy places the organism in Eukaryota, Fungi, Ascomycota, Sordariomycetes, Xylariales, Xylariaceae. Gene Ontology annotation, cellular component: ribosome; mitochondrion. Gene Ontology annotation, biological process: translation. Gene Ontology annotation, molecular function: structural constituent of ribosome; RNA binding. The coding region runs from base 346 to 1503 and encodes 385 amino acids.